AGAAGUUCGUCCUAAUAAGACAGUAAGGGGACGUUCUUAAAACCGAGGCGAUUAAGCGAAAUUACUGCCGGAAUAACGCCCGUGGGGAAGGUUUGCUAUGCAGCAUCCAGAGAACUUACGCGCGACGCGAAGUGCGCGUUCAGUGCCUCCGUCCUUUCUUUUGUGUUGCAUGUUCCCAGAGGACUGCUGAAUGCUUCCUGCACACUCGCGAGGAAGACGAACGCUGGACUGGAACGCUAAAUGACAUUACUAUCUGCCGUGGUUUGCAGCAAUUCCGGGACUCGCGCUUUUCUGCGAAACGCUGUUAUAAAAAGGAGACUCCUCGUCUUUAUCAGAACAGAUAUCUUUUUAUCAGCCGAGAGCGCGGAGCACCCGCUUAUCGUGACUAGCAACACGAUUCCUGUCUAUGAAAAACACUAUGAAAGCCCUGAAUCCGGUCACCAUCUCCGCUCACCGCCAUUCCGAUGACGUCCCCACUUAAAGCCACCACCCUCCAAUGGCGAACGGCAGUCUUGUCCACGACAAGUCACCUCUCCCACCAGCUCAACGGGACACCACCUGCCAUAGUGACAGCAUCACAGUCGAUGUUUCGCAAGGCGAUGACUCCUCCAAGGAACUUCCACCGUACAUGCGAAGCGCCCCGGUUAAGCCCUUGACGCAUCCCGUGGACCGUAACAUAGCCGGCUGCUUCAUUGCGUCCGUCGCGUUCGUGUCAAUCGCAGUUGUGACUGGUUUGCCGUUAGUGAUUGUUUUGGCAGCGUUGUUACCACUUUCCAUACUUCUUAGACAUGUGUGCACUUCGUGUGCUUCGGCACAACAAGGAGUCCUGUGCGAAGAUGACAAACGGUUCGUGUCGCCCAUGGACACCUUCUGGUUGCAUGACUCGGAGUUCAACUUCCAUGUGGCGCAUUGUGUGUUCUUUCUCGAUCCUGGGCUUUCUGCCACUCAUCUCGGGAGGCUUAUUGUGGAGAGGGUGUUGGAUAAGACGAACGACGAGGGAAAGAGGAUCUUUAGGAGGUUCACCCGUAAAAUCAUCCCGGUGGUGGGCGGGUUCACUUGGGUGGAAGAUGACACAUUCCGCAUCGAACGUCACGUCAUAGAAGACACACGGCACGUGAAGAACGUUCAGCAACUCAAUGGUUACAUCAUGGGCAUCAUGUCGAAAGGCAUGAACGUCGACAAACCGCUCUGGGACAUUCAUCUACUGCCAAACUACGACCAAGGCAAAGAGACUGUUCUCAUCGCCAGAGUGCACCAGGUGAUCAGUGAUGGCGUGUCCCUGAUGAAGCUGUUCUGCAACCACCUGUGCGACCCGGGUGGUCCUCGUCUACGUCUCAAGCCUCGCUUCGGGGGUGCGGGGUUUCCCCUUAACGUCUUCCGUGCCGUCCUCGUUGGACCUCUCACAUUCCUCUUCUCGUGGCUGUUGCUGACGCGGAAGGACUUCAACCUCCUGCAGAGAGGACCCCCUGCUGGAAGGCAGCGUGUAAUAGCGUGGUCGGGGGCCAUCCGAAGAGCCCAAGUCCAUCGCAUCAAGCAGGUCACGCGAUGUUCCUUCAACGAUGUCCUCAUGGCUGCCGCUUCCGGUGCUGUGAGAACAUUCUUCCAGAAAAAGGGAGUCAGAAAUCCGCCAGACAUCAAGGUGUGCAUAGCAGUUGAUCUCCGCUACGAGCCCCCUUCCGGAGAAGUGACACCCGAGCUGGGUACACAGCUGAGUACGGCCACGGUGCGGCUACCUACUAACACUGAAGGGGCCAUUCCUCGUUUGUGGGAGGUGCACCAGGUGAUGGAGGAUCUGAAGACAUCGGCUGAUCCAGUUGUCAUGUACGGUGCUGCCAGGUUCCUGCUCACGCUCCUACCCUACCGCAUGGCGCACUGGUUCCUUGGCCGAUGGCACAGCAAACCAUCCCUGCUGUUCUGCAACGUCCCGGGACCGGAGGAAGCCAUGCUGUUAGGUCUAAGUCGCGUCCGCUCAGCCGUUGUCUGGGCGGGAUGGACACCGGAAGUUCCUGUCGCUGUAACCGUGACGUCAUACGCUGGCGCAUUCCAUAUCGCAGUCUCCUCUGAGAAGGACAUCGUGUCGGAUCCUGAAGAAAUCAUUCGAGGCUUUGCUAAGCAGCUGAAUCACAUGUCCAACCUGCUUUCCAAGCGACGGAUUCCAGGAGAGCACCGGAGGAAGACAAGUUACACCGCAGAACGACGCCAAAGAGAGAUUAUUAAGCCCCCAAUACACGAGCUGCACCACAAGCUCCACCAAGUGCAAGACGAGUUGCAUCUGGUGGGCCAGAAGCUCUUGGCUGAGGAAGCCCGCGUGGACCCGAGCGCCGAGCCAGGCACCUCGGCCAAGGUGGAAGCCCUGCGGCGGCGACUGCUCGAGCUGCAAGAAGAGUUCUCAGAGCUCCUCUUGGAGCUAAGGCGCAGGAAGUCCAUCGCAGAGGGUCUGCCUUGUGAUAUCCAGGACGAAGAGGAGGACUUGGACUUGGACGGUGAAGUUCGUCGUCCGAGACGGCGAGCCCUGUCGGCAACCGUUCGACGUCCUAGCCUGCAAUCGUUCGUGUCCACGACGCGUCCUCUGACAACGGGCAACUCCCCACUUCGAGCCGGUGAACCGCACACGUCCAAUGCCACUGUGACAGCACUGCAAGACCAGCAUGUAGCUUUGCUCGUGCAGUCUGACACCGCCUGAUGUUCUAGAUGAAGAGAUUUUUUCACGUGCCACUUAUUAGGGAUAGUCUGAAGACGUCGCUCCACGGACCACAGGCACCUAGGCUUCCAAUUUGUGUAGUACAAUUGCCCAACUUGACAUAUUUGUGGGACGCCCUCAGACCCCGGAACAAAAGAAAUAAAACCACUUCGCAACAUUAUCGUCUCUUAUAAAGUGUAGGACAUAGAGGAGCAAUGAAAGCCCCCUUCACAAAAUUUUCCGGUUUUUGGUUGCAGCAUACCAGAAGUGCAAGAGGCAGAUCAUUCGUAUUCACAACCUCUAGAAACCCCUGCCUGCAAGACCUCCAUGUUGAUGUACUUUUUAGUGCGCACUCCCAAUGUACAUGCUUAGACCAGAAACUGUCAUCCCAACCUCAGGCCUCCAAGUAGCAGGAUUAGAGGAGCAUGCCACAACUCCCGGCCGACUUACUUUCACAUCUGAAGAAUGUGUUUCUUUUUUAAUGUUCAUCAAUAAAAUUAAAAUAUUC
Ornithodoros turicata is the source of this 3188-nucleotide messenger RNA. RefSeq lists its product as uncharacterized. The transcript has 11 exons. Gene Ontology annotation, biological process: triglyceride biosynthetic process. The record is from RefSeq and is a predicted model, not a curated record. Gene Ontology annotation, molecular function: diacylglycerol O-acyltransferase activity. Gene Ontology annotation, cellular component: plasma membrane. NCBI's taxonomy places the organism in Eukaryota, Metazoa, Arthropoda, Arachnida, Ixodida, Argasidae. Bases 497 to 2683 code for a protein of 728 amino acids.